CGAAAACAUCGUUAUGCAACUGCAUUAAUUUAUAAUAGCCUUUUAAUGUGUCUGGAAAUUGGUCCGUCAUCCAACACGUCAAAGCGGGAAACUUAAAAUUUGUCUUGUCAAAUCACACCAAUUUGUUUUUCUACUUGUACAUUUAUUUAUAUCCGUAAUGGAAGGCAUCAAAACGAACGUUUACGAAGGAAGAUUCAUCGAUCGAUCUCCGUACAUUUGCCCCGCGGGCAAGGUCUUCGGAGAUGCGAACGAAUCGAUGGCCAAUUGCUUGAGGGAAUACAAAGUCGAUGAUAAAGUAACUGCGUUACAGCACGAUGCAAAAAUUUGGCGAGAGGACGAGUUCAAACCUGCCAAAGAGUUGCCACCAUUCUUGAAUAAAGCCUAUUUGGGGACUGAUCAGAUAAAACCCAUAUUAUUUCCUGGUGUGAAAACCAGAUUCCAGACCGUAAUAAAUGACUUAAGAGAAACGAUUUACAAAUCAUACUGGCAAAAGCCUCUAGGCAAACCUAGAGAUCCAGUUCCAAAUCUGCCCAAAGGGCUAAAUCCCGAAGAGUUCACAUUCGGAAUGCCGAACCACAGAAUAACGACCGCCAAAGAUCUGGUGAACCCACCGAAAACGGUUUACGAAGUACAAUACGACAGUCAGGUCGGGCACGAUUGGUACAGGAAAACGCACAACAAUUUCAACCCGAGCGAACAGUUCACCAGAAAGUACGAGCAACCUUACGACAGAAACAAAAGAUACGGCAAACGCUACAACUACGAUCCCCGCGGCGUAGGGAUGCAGUGUUGCACCCAGUGGUUCAUGGAGGAACCCACGACUUACUGCAGCAAAAUCAGGGCGGAUUACGUGAACAAAUGGCGUCCCCCAUUCGGAAAACCUUUGGCUCCCUACCAAAAUAUUAAGUCCGUGCCGGAGGGACUGGCGUUCGGCAAUCCCACGAAGUGGGACAGAUAUUCAGUUCCGGAUUUGAUGAAGGAUAGGAACGUGGAACCCAGCGAGUUCAAGCGACAGUUCUUGAUUUGGUUCCAGGAGCUGACCAAACUGAGGGAUUCUGCCGAAAAACAAGUUUCGGUGUAUGACCUUAAUAUGAGGGAGUUUUUGAAGCUGAUCAUAUUCAACGACAAAGAGAAAAAGGGUAUCUUGCCAUUUGAUACAGUACAUAAUAUCUGUAUGACAAGUCGACUAAAUUUCAACAAGACAUAUAUUAGGAAGCUUUGCAAGUUCCUGAACAUAUUGGACAAAAAUGACAUGUUAGAUUAUACCAGAUUUGUCGAUAUGAUCGACCCGAAACAACCCUUGAUAGAAAUUCAGAAAAUUCAAGAUAUACCGGAGGAUCACUUGUAUUUUACCACGUCAUAUCAACAAGCUAUUUACUGUGAUCGACACAUGAUUGAUCACUCGGCAAUGCCUCCGGCUGGAAUUCCUUCAGUUCGUCACGAUAUUCCGUUGCCACAAAAAGUGGAAGGGCAAUGUGCAGCAGAUAUUGACAGUUUAGGUCCUUACACAACAGUCAAAGCUGUGGUAAAUCCAAAUGUUUGGACCAAUUACGGCCUAAACUUCCGGGACUUUUUUGCGCCUCGGACUGCCGACUUCAUGCGUAAACUGUUCGAAAAAGUGGGCUACGAAUUUCCGGAAAAUUCAUUUGAGGAAAUCUGGAAGCAAGGCUUGGAGAUUGACAAAACUGGAUUGGUGUGCAUAGAUACAUUCAAAACGCUCCUGGAACAGUACCUCCCGUACCCCGCAGUAAAGCAAGAAGAAGAGGCGCCGAAAUAAAUAAAAAAACUUAUAUUUCAUAUAUUACAAUAUACACCACAUUAUUUUA
Molecule: messenger RNA, 1826 nt
Organism: Aethina tumida (small hive beetle)
Lineage: Eukaryota; Metazoa; Arthropoda; Insecta; Coleoptera; Nitidulidae
Product: EF-hand domain-containing family member B
Exons: 10
Coding region: 158-1777 (539 amino acids)
Source: RefSeq, a predicted model, not a curated record